AUGAAGAUUAACGAGAAGAAUUUAUGUGCUUUCGCUUCAUCGUCGACUCCCGUGGAUCGGGAGGGUUGGUUAGAAAUGAGGGGUGAAGUCGGCAAGAGUUACCAAAGAAGAUAUUUUAUGUUAAAAGGAAAUCUGCUGUUUUAUUUUGAAAAGAAAGGAGACAAAGAACCUGUGGGGGUCGUAAUACUCGAGGGAUGCACUAUUGAAUUAACAGAGGAAGAAUCAUAUAGCUUCAAAAUAGUGUUCCACUGUGAAGGUGGCCGUACUUAUUAUCUAUGCACAAACUCACAGUCUUCAAUGGAGGGCUGGAUGAAAGCCUUGGCCUGUGCUAGUUAUGAUUAUAUGAAACUUAUGGUGGCCGAGCUUCAGAGACAAUUGGAUGAAGCUCAAGCUGAAGAGUCAGUAGAAGCUGCGACUGUGGUCACCGUCUCUCAAGCAGGAGAAGAACCCAAAGUACCACCGAGAGGACAGAGACACAACCCAUUUAACAAAGCACCUGAUGAUAGUAAAGUUGUUGCCGGGAGUAGGCAUUACAAAGAGAACAUGAAACCAGAAGUGGCUCGAAAGAAAGUUCCAUUUCGGGAAAUACACAAGGCACACGGACGAAAGAUCUUGUCGGACCGCAGUGAGUGGCGAGCCUCACUACGUUCACGACUCAAUGAAACACCACUCAUACAACUAUGA
Molecule: messenger RNA, 684 nt
Organism: Danaus chrysippus (African queen)
Lineage: Eukaryota; Metazoa; Arthropoda; Insecta; Lepidoptera; Nymphalidae
Source: the annotation of a GenBank genome assembly